AUGAUGCAAGUAAGGAUUGUAAUAGUGGAGGAAUCUAAGAGAAAUAAUACACCUCUUACCGGGAAAUCUUAAUGUUUCUGUGGAAAUAAUUGAGACCCUUAAAAUCGAAUAGGAAUUAGAGUACAUAGAUGACAAAAUAUAUUUUCAAUUUUUAAACCUCAGUGAGGUUAUGGCUUUUACGGCUAUUGGUUAAAAUUUUGGCCACUUAACGGUUAACCCCAUUGAGACUCUUUUUCGAGCCCGACUCCCGACGGAAAUUGAUUGAAAAAAGGAAACAUAAUAAAAUCAAAUUUCCGCAUUGCUGUGUUUACUUGAUUCUUUUUUUAUUUUUUUUGUAGGGCCUUAUUAGACAGUGCAGCAAGUUCACAGUAACUUGUCCAAACAGCUGUGGUCGUUCAAUUCCAAGGGAUAUGGUGAGACUUGCAGCUUUAUCUCUGAUAUACAGUCUGGCCCUGUUUGCUCGAAGGUUGGAUAGCGCCAUCCACUGUAUAAAACUAUAUCCGGCGGAUAACGGCAUACGUUUUGCUAUUAAUUAUCCGCUGGAUAACGAUUUAUUCGUUUGAUACCGUUAUCCGCCCUCCAUACGACUGGGCCCUGAAGUUUGCAGCGAAUCUUUUGCUACUAGAUGCAGCAUUGAUAUAUGAUAGUUUUCUUUUAAACAUCAAAUUACAUCUUUUUACUUGAAAAUUUCCUAAGAUAAUGCAAAACAUACAAAAUUAUGAAUCGUAAAAACAUUUCCGACGGACAUACAGGCGGAUGCCUCACAGCUAUAAAAAUUUCUGACUAAUGGUUCUUACUGAUGCUUGAUCAAAAUUUUCUUUAAUUAGAUUCAUAAUCACAGGCACACAAUAUUGAAGAGAGAAAAAUGUCAAACAGCUCCUUUUUUGCUUUAUUUGAAGCCUCUCAUGUUAUUUCCCCGUUACAUCUCAUUCUCGAUGAAAAACAACAAACAAUCUUUGCAGGUCGCGUUCAUUCUUUUUUUCAGCCUGUUCUAGGCUCUCAGUCAUUGAAAAACGCAAAACGGUGAAGGAGAGCUACAUAAAAUUGUUAUGAGAACCUCACUGUGGUGUUCCAGCGACAGUAAUCGGCGAUCAUCGGUUGAUUUUGAAUUUCUUUAUCAACACUUGCAUCUACGUCAAUCACUCGACUUCAUACGAUGGAUUCCAAACGAUGCCACAGUUUUAUUCAUUAUAUUCGAUUCCCACUCGAAAAAGGCAGAUAAGCGAAAAGUGGCAUCUGCAGAAAAAAGGCUGUAGAACUUAACAUGACGCUCAAGUUUAUUCCCGCCACUCCUUCAGCACUCUUUUCCACUGACAGAUUUUGGUGUGUGCCAUUCCUCUUUAUUUUAGUCCUUUAUUUCAUGUGAUGCAGGUUUCGAAUCACACUAAAGAUGAGUGUCCGCUGACCAUAAUUUCCUGUCCACAUGCAGGAAUGGGUUGUACUUCAAAGGUGAGAAAUUAA
This is a messenger RNA of Pocillopora meandrina, 1461 nucleotides long. Lineage: Eukaryota; Metazoa; Cnidaria; Anthozoa; Scleractinia; Pocilloporidae. The record is from the annotation of a GenBank genome assembly.